AUGGUGAGCCCGGCAAUGCUGAAAGGGAUGAACACAGAGGUGUAUGGCGAAGGACAUCCCUUCGGUGACCCGUCGUGGUACCAGGCAUACAAUACGCCCUACUACAACGAUUCGCACAAGCAAUUUCGUAAGCUUAUGAGAGAGUAUGUCGACGAGCAUAUCAUGGGCAACGUGCAUGAUUGGGAUGAGAAGGGCGUGAUCCCCAAGGAGAUGUACCUGGAAGCUGGCAAGCAGGGCACCUUGGCUCUAUGCAUUGGAAGGCCUUGGCCUGAGAAGUACUAUGGUAAGCCCCCUUGGGGCUUUGAGCCCGACUACUUCCAUGAGUUGAUCAUGUAUGACGAGAUGAGCAGAACCGCAUCCGUCGGCUUUCAGUGGGGCAUCGCUGGUGGCACCACUAUCGGAUUGCCGCCGGUGUGCCACCACGGCAGCGAGGAACUGAAGCAGCGGGUGAUGCCUGCCUGCGUGAAAGGCGAGAAGGUCUGCUGCCUCGCAAUCACCGAGCCCACAGCUGGCAGCGAUGUGGCCAACUUGAAGUGCACGGCCAAGCUCGAAGGUGACCAUUACAUUCUGAACGGAGAGAAGAAAUGGAUCACGAACGGCAUCUUCGCGGAUUUCUUCACCGUGGCCUGCCGUACAGGAAAGCCUGGUGUGGGUGGCAUCAGCUUGCUUUUGGUGGAGAAGGACAUGCCUGGCGUGGAGACUCGCAAGAUGAAGUGCUCAGGCGCCUGGUCAUCCGGCACCACCUACAUCACCUUCGAUGAUGUCAAAGUGCCCAAGGGCAACCUGCUUGGAAAGGAGGGCAAGGGUUUCCAGUACAUGAUGCAGAACUUCAAUCACGAGCGCUUCGCCUUCUGCGCGAUGAGCACGCGCUUCGCGCGCGUUUGCCUCGAGGAGUCCCUGAAGUUUGCCGGCAAGCGCAAGACCUUUGGCAAGACGCUCAUCCAGCACCCGGUGAUUCGUUGGAAGGUCGCAGAAAUGGCCCGCAUGGUGGAGGCAACUCACAACUGGCUCGAAUGGAUCACUUUCCAGCUGAACACCAUGCCCAAGCUCGAAGCUAUGUUGAAGCUCGGUGGGCACACGGCUCUGUGCAAGGUUCAGUGCACCAAGGUCAUGGAGUACUGCGCCCGCGAGGCCGCCCAGAUCUUUGGAGGUUUGUCGUACUCACGCGGAGGUCAGGGUGAGAAGGUGGAACGACUGAACCGCGAAGUACGCGCCAUGGCAAUUCCAGGAGGCUCAGAAGAGAUCAUGCUGGACUUGGGCGUGAAGCAGUCGACAAAGCUGGCUCAGAUGGCCAAGAUGUUUGCGGAGGCUGCACCUCAGCAGGCGGCAGCAAAGCUGUGA
Molecule: messenger RNA, 1341 nt
Organism: Symbiodinium pilosum
Lineage: Eukaryota; Dinophyceae; Suessiales; Symbiodiniaceae
Source: the annotation of a GenBank genome assembly